GGAGCCUCCCUCCGUGUGCGGGACCAGGUGUGCGCGUGAGAACCUGUACAUAUAUGACGGACCGGCUGUUCUAGGAGGAGAACUGGGGGGUGAGGAGGGGGGUCGGGGGGGGGGGGUGCACCCAAAGGGGAGAGGAAAGCGGGAAGACGCGCGCGCGGAUGGAGAGUUUACGCGCACGUGUUUACACCCCUCUCAGGUGCGGUUAUCGGCGCGUGAAUGAACUGAGCGCGCGCAAAGUUGCUUUUCGACUCUCUCUCUCUUUUCUUUUUUCUUUUUGUUUUGCAACCUCGUCUCGACCCAACAAGUGGAUUUGAAGACUCACAACAUCCGGGACUUUUAGCUGCUGGACUUGCCGCCCGGGAAGAACCACCACCCCCCCCCCUCUCCCCCCCUCACCCCCCACGCCUCCAUUCCCGGUUCCCGGUCCCCGGUGGAUGCCCCCGGACCGCCGCAGCCAUGGGGGAAUGGACCAUCCUGGAGCGCCUCCUGGAGGCCGCCGUGCAGCAGCACUCUACUCUGAUCGGAAGGAUCCUGCUCACAGUCGUGGUGAUCUUCCGCAUCCUGAUCGUGGCCAUCGUCGGCGAGACCGUCUACGAGGACGAGCAGACCAUGUUCAUCUGCAACACCCUGCAGCCCGGCUGCAACCAGGCCUGCUACGACAAGGCCUUCCCCAUCUCCCACAUCCGCUACUGGGUCUUCCAGAUCAUCCUGGUGUGCACGCCCAGCCUCUGCUUCAUCACCUACUCCGUCCACCAGUCGGCCAAGCAGAAAGACCGCCGCUACUCCUUCCUCUACCCCAUCAUGGAGAGGGACUACGGGGGCCAGGGGGGCGCCAGGAAGAUCCGCAACAUCAACGGCAUCCUGGUUCAACACGGCGGCGGCGGCGGGAAGGAGGAGCCCGACUGCCUGGAGGUGAAGGAGAUCCCCAACGCCCCGCGGGGCCUCACCCACGGGAAGAGCUCCAAGAUACGCCGGCAGGAAGGGAUCUCCCGCUUUUACAUCAUCCAGGUGGUGUUCAGGAACGCCCUGGAGAUCGGCUUCCUGGCGGGCCAGUACUUCCUGUACGGCUUUAGCGUGCCGGGGAUUUUCGAGUGCGACCGCUACCCGUGCCUGAAGGAGGUGGAGUGCUACGUGUCGCGCCCCACGGAGAAAACGGUGUUCCUGGUGUUCAUGUUCGCGGUGAGCGGCAUCUGCGUGGUGCUCAACCUGGCGGAGCUCAACCACCUGGGCUGGCGCAAGAUCAAGGCCGCCAUCCGCGGCGUGCAGGCCCGCAGGAAGUCCAUCUGCGAGAUCAGGAAGAAGGACAUGGCGCACCUGUCCCAGCCGCCCAACCUGGGCCGCACGCAGUCCAGCGAAUCGGCAUACGUCUGACGACGAGGAGAAGAAGAAGAUAGGAGGAGAAGACGAAGAAGAAAAAGAUAGGAGAAGAAGAAGAAGAAAAAUAUAGGAGGAGAAGAAGAAGA
This is a messenger RNA of Pseudoliparis swirei, 1463 nucleotides long. It is a transcript of the gene gjd1b, whose product is annotated as gap junction delta-2 protein. The transcript has 2 exons. The record is from RefSeq and is a predicted model, not a curated record. Gene Ontology annotation, biological process: cell communication. Gene Ontology annotation, cellular component: connexin complex. Lineage: Eukaryota; Metazoa; Chordata; Actinopteri; Perciformes; Liparidae. The coding region runs from base 457 to 1371 and encodes 304 amino acids.